Molecule: messenger RNA, 498 nt
Organism: Auanema sp. JU1783
Lineage: Eukaryota; Metazoa; Nematoda; Chromadorea; Rhabditida; Rhabditidae
Source: the annotation of a GenBank genome assembly
AUGUUAUUGCAACUCAUUGGAGGAACUGUGGCUUGUGUUCCUUCAAGGAAUCCAGAUCCUGGAACUACAACCACAAGUCCAAUAACUACCACUACCACUACUCCUAUUACCACCACUACAACAUCUACCAACACAGGUACGACUACCACAACCAUGACAACAACAACAACAACACUAAUCACAACAACCGUAUCUCCAUCGGAAUGUGGCACGGAACUCAUGCAAACGCUCACAAACUCAAACUUCGCUGAUGGUAACAUGACAUUUGUGUAUGACAACGACUCUUGUCGUCGAAUCGCUCAAAUCAUCUGCUCAGGUGAUCCUAUAUUCGAACUGAAUGCUGGAAUUGUUGUGAAUGAAGUAUUCUUCUUGGACUACAACUUAACUUCAGUCACCGUUGAAGGAAGGUGGAAUACAACAGAUGGUCAAUGGUAUGUAUCGGAAGAGCAGCCUCUAGCAGUUCAAACGUUAGAAUGCCUGUUAACAGAUCCUCCAUAA